Messenger RNA from Cololabis saira (Pacific saury), 8752 nucleotides. Its product is annotated as retinoic acid-induced protein 1. Gene Ontology annotation, cellular component: nucleus. Gene Ontology annotation, biological process: regulation of transcription by RNA polymerase II; circadian regulation of gene expression. The record is from RefSeq and is a predicted model, not a curated record. The coding region runs from base 342 to 6959 and encodes 2205 amino acids. NCBI's taxonomy places the organism in Eukaryota, Metazoa, Chordata, Actinopteri, Beloniformes, Belonidae. The transcript is spliced from 5 exons.
CCUACGCGCACUCAACAUGGCAGUAGACAAGCAGAGGAGGGAGGCGAGCUAGAGAGCAAGAGAGAGAGGGAGAGAGAGAGAGGGAGGCAGGCUGCCGCUAUCAGGGAAUACUGGUGCCAUUUUCAGCAUCGGAGGGUGAAAGGAUUGAGCCUCGCCGCUGUACAUUUGGCUCGGCUCGGCUCAGCUCACCUUAGCUCAGACCAGCUGAUCAAGAGGGGGAUUGGAGGGACGACAACAGGAGAGAACGGCUGACCCUUCACAAAGAACCCUCUACACCCCUUCUCCCCUUCCCGUGUCACCUCACCUCCCCCCCACUGCUCUGGCUACAGACGGAGUGAGUUAUGCAGUCCUUCCGUGAGCACAGCAGUGGUUACCACAGCAACCAGCCCUGCUACCAACAGGAGCCCCAUGAAUUAUCCCGCUUGGAAACCUACCGGCAACACCCACAUCAUCCCCACCCCCAGCACCCACACCCAGGCCCUGGUCCGCAUCCAGGCCCAGGCCCAGGGCACACCAGGUCAGGCUAUGAAGCCCAUUCCUUGGCAAACACGGCUAGCAUACCUCCACCUGGAGGAGCGGGACUUGCAGGAGGACCAAAAGACUGUUAUAGCCAACAAACCUAUGCUGGUUACCCAGGAAAUAGUGGAGGAACUGGGAGUGGAACCGGGGGCUCAGCACCAACACAGACAAAGAAAUCGUUUAGAGGAGGCAAAGUGCCCCCAACAAACCCCAGUCAGCAUCUGCAGGGUCCUGGGGGCUACGGCAAUCACAUGGGACCGGGAAACUACUCAGCUCAGUAUAUGAGUGAGGGGCAUCUACAGCAGAAAUGGGACGACCCAGCCCAAUUAGCACAGUAUGACCAGGAGAUGGUGGGGCGUUUGGAGGCUGCUGGCACCCCUGCUCCCAGCUCCUCGCAGUACAUGGACCUAAACAUGAUGGGGCAUUCCCAGACCCAGUGCCAACAGUCCUCUACCCCUAGCUAUACCAGCCCUCAUCACCAGCCCCAUCCUCCUAACCCUGCUCCCUCACCUCUUAUGUAUCCCCAGAAUCACCUUCACUACCCACAGCACUCCCCCUCUCCAUCAUCAUAUAUGGAAAAGUGCGGUACAAUGCCCCAUUGUUAUAAAGGUUACAACAUGGCUCCAAAUUCCCAGUAUGGAAGACAAAUGGGCAGCCACAGUAAUCUGAAGCAGGGGAGCUACAGGUCAGCCCAGAACAAUUAUGUCUACCAGCAGUCCCUCUCAAGAGGUUAUGAGCAGCAGCCCUCUCUACAGACUUUGACCAACCCCCAAGAACCCCAUCCUAAAUACCAACACUUUAACCAACCUCAACAAAACUACUGUCUGUCAGAGUUGCCUGUUAGAUCACCAGAACAGUAUUAUCAGACUUGUAGCCCCUCUUCAAAUCACUCCCCUGCACGCUCUGUAGGGCGCUCACCCUCGUACAGUUCCACACCUUCACCACUAAUGACAAAUCCAGAGUCAUUCCAGUUUGGCCAACCACCCAUGACCCCUGGAGCAGCGUCUACUUCCUCAUCUUCAUCAGUUAGUAUGCAGGAGCAAGCCAGCACCAACACUAUAUUGAUGCCCCCACGUUCACACCCCUCACCCAACGUAUCCCAUGCACCCCCCCACAGCUAUACCACACCACAAGUUCCCUCCAUGAAAGAACGUUUCUCAGAGAAGCUGUUAUCAAAUCCCAGCUUGUGGAGCCUGAAUGCCCUCACCUCUCAGGUGGAGAACAUCUCCAAUAAUGUCCAACAACUAUUGCUUUCAGAGGCACUGGUUGCAAACAAGAAAGGCAGCAAGCGCAGCAGUGGUGGGAGCAACAGCAGUGUUGGAAGCGGAGCAUCCUCUAAAAAGGGUGAGGAGUACAAAAGCCCUCCAUAUCCGGAUGGUGGUGGUAGUAUCAGUGGGGGGGCCCUGCAGGACCCUUACUCAACCCCACAGCACCAGCCAUUGCCCAUGGAACUCCAUGAGGGUGGCUACUCGAGUAGUAGUGAUGAACCACUGGACAGGGGUUACUACUAUUUUGGCCAGGGCAGAAGUCCAGCCCAGGCUCAUAACAACACACAACUCAGCUUGGACACGGCAUCCUCUUGCUCCAUGGCAUCUCCUGAUGACAUGUCUACAAGGUCUGGCGACUCUGGUCUGCACAACCUUACUCCUGACCCUACCAGAUGUCAGACAGGACAGAGAGGUGAUGGCAUGAAUACUCCAGUGAAGAGCAUUGGUGACGAAAGGUCACCAACAAGCAUUACAGUUUCAAGUCCUAUGAAACAAGAAAGAGAUUCCCCUUCAGAUAUACAACCAAUCAAUGACCCUGUCAAAGAGAAUUUUGAAGAAUCAGCCUGGACAGAGAAAUCAGUUGACAAAGAGGGGACAACAACAGAAAAAACCCAUGACUGGGAGAGAGAUUUCGACAUAACUAAAUCAACAGAGAAGGUGGAGAAAUGGUCAGAUGAAGAAAAAUGCCCAGCUGUCUAUAGGAAUGUAAACACAGAGAUGAAAGAAAAAAGCUACUGUUUUGAAGACACAAUUUACCAAGAGGUCCAGACCAAAUACGAUCCAGAUGCAAGAGACUCAGUUGGACAGUCCCCAGCUGCUCUGUGUGACACCAGCAUCAAAGAUCACUUUGGUCAAGAGAUGAAAUCUGAGGCAUUCAAAUCAGAAUCCCCUACUGCAUCUGAGAGCUCAGUGAAAACAUUGCCGUUUGUUUCAAGGGGUGACCUUGAGCAGGAUCAAUAUUCCACAGAGAAGGAGGACAGCUCAGACUACACUUUCUCAACCCCUGAAGAUGAAGCACUGGAAAACCCCAACUCAGACAAAAGAAAGAGCAAAGGUCAGGAGGAUGAAGAAGGCGAAGAGGAUGGGGGAAAGGGAAAAAAGGGGGAGGAAGAGCACAGAGAAAAACAGAAAAGUUCUUCCUCCCAUCUUUUGUGUAGGGAGGACCAAGAGGAGGGGAGCAAAUUGAGCCAGUCAACAACUGAAGAGCACACAAAUAGCCAUCUUUCUGGAGAUCUUUUCUGCAGGACAGAGAGUCAGAGUUCUGAGCUCAAUAUUGACAGUGAACUUACAGGGGCACCUGCCCAUCCGAAUUUAGCAGCAGCAACUGCAGCAAUAGAUGCUUCUGCAAGAGAGUCCGCUAUUGGUGAUACUGCUCCCCAGCCUCAGUCUGCUAUGCCAUUCUUUUCUGCGCUCACUGAAAAGCCAGCACCUCCAGCUCCGGCCAGGGAGCAUAUUGAUCACAGUGAUGCUAAAGUGCUGGAGCCAGACUCUCCUCAGCUGCCAGGGAAGUCAAUACUCCCUUCAGCUCCUUCCUGGGCAAACACUCCACCUUCCCCCAAAAAAGGUGAUGAGGAUAUAGAACCAGGCAUCAGCUGUGCCAGUGCUGUGACCCCACUGGCCAAACCAGAACCUGUGGCCCCAUCUGCUCAGCCGAGGGCAUAUGGGCGUAAGCAUACAAGAGGCAGAAGGAGAAUCAUACAUUCAGGUGUGGGAAUCAGACAAAAACUAAGCCUAGAAAGGGAGAGGGAAAAGGAGCAGGAAGGCGCUAACUCCCCUUCACAGAAAACAGUCAUGCCUUCGAGCAAAACUGUGUUAUUCUCAGAUCAAACACACCUAGCUCAUCAGGAAUCUAUUGUGAGUCAGACUCCCAAAAUGCUGACAGAUGGUUUUCGUUCAAGAAUGUGCACUCGCUCUUUCAACGCAACAGAUUUGCCAUCCAAAGGUGAAACUCAUGUGAAGAGAAGGCCUGGCCCAAAACCUAGUCUAAAACCAGGGCUAAAACCUGGACCAAAACCUGGUUCAAAAUCUGGGCCAAAAUCUGGAACAAAACCAGGACCCAAACCUAGCUUAAAGUCUGGUCAAAAAUCUGGACCUAAAUCAGGACAAAAAACAGUGCCAAGUGACCCAGAACUACCAUCAAAAACUGAAACGUCUGUAAAGCGAAAACCAGGGCCCAAACCAGGUUCAAAAUCUGGAAUAAAGCCUGGAUCAAAAUCUGGUCCAAAAUCAAGUGCAAAGCCAGGCCCAAAACCUGGAGCGAAGUCCGGACCCAAACCCAUGGAAGAUUUAUCACCCACAGACUCUGCCUCCACCAAAGCCUCAGUGGGUCGACCCAAAAGUACAAUUUCUAAAGUAAAACUGGAACAAGAUGGAGACAUAAUUCAGCCCAUCAUAGGACUGCAAAGCAGGGGCAGGAAAAGCAUAAAGUAUACCAUUCCCCAAUCAAACCAGGAUGUUAAACCAAUGCAAGAGCAAAAACAAGCACAGCCUGAUGAAAAAUCACCAGAAAAGGAGAGUAAGAACAUGGUUUUGAGAUCUAGAAAACCUUCCAAGGAAAACCUGUUGAAAGAUAAAAAGAAAAUCAAGGGGGAAGACAUUCAAACCCAGGAACUAGCAGAAAUGAAAGUCACCGACAUAUCUCCAAAGGUAGAAGAGCCCCUUUCUGUGGAGGAAACUCCAGCUCCGAAUCCUGAUGCUGUUAAAACAACGGAUGUUCCUGAAAACUCACCUGAACAAUCAGUUCCACAUGAGCAAUCUGAGAAAGAGACACCCCCUCCACUCAAGCGGAAACCUAGUCCAGGGACUUCUACAACACCUGUAAAGAAAAAGAGGGGCCCGAAGCCAAAACCAAAACCACCUCAACCUAACGUACUGGAACAGGUUGUUCCCGCACUUAAAGAGAAGAGUGUCCGAGCCCAUAGAAGAAAGCGAGGUCCAGCGAAGAAAGCCUCUAUGGAUAUAUCCAUUGCCAAAGACACUCCUCCAAACAGCAGUGCCCCUGAUAUCAUUAGUGAUGUGCCUGCAGUGCCUCCUCAGUGCCCUACUAAAACAAAAGUUCUCCCACCACGUAAAGGCAGAGGGCAGAAAUAUGAGGCCAUGGUGCAGAAGAUUACAUCUCCGAGCUCAAAGAAACAUAUUCCGACUCCCCAGUUGGACAGCAAUCUAACUGAAGAUGUGACAACCAAGGCUUUGUCUGAACACAUCUUAAAAGAAGGUGAAACAUCUAUUCAGAUAAAUAACACUGAGUUAGUAGAGUCGAAAAAGGAGGGAGUAAAACAGCUAGAGGGGGCAGUCAGAAAAGAAGAGAUGAAAGAAGAAAAGGAAAACCAUGUGGUGAGUCAAAAAGUAUCAACAUCAGAGGUAGAGAGACACAGGGUGGAGGGUGAGUUUAUACAUUCAAGUGAGACAAGACAGAAAAACAUUAAACCAGAUAGCCAGCAGGAUGUUGUAGAUGACAAGGCAUGGAGUUCAACAGACACUGCAGUAGAAGUUGGGACUCCAAGUGAGUGGACACAGCAGGCAUCAGAAGGCGUAACUGCUGCUGCCACCAAGUCCACCAGAAUGAAAAGGAAGAGAUGGGCCAUGGUAGAGAGUACAGAUGCCUCUGUAGUUGCACUGGAAGCAGGUAGCCUAAUAGUCACAACACCCAGGCUCGCCAAACAGAGGGCCAUCAAAAACAACCAUGAAAUGCACCUUAAACAGAGAAGGAAGAAAAAAAAGGACCAGGCCCCUUUAGAUGAAACCGAGACGGUUGAGGAGACAAACACUGAAAUGGGAAAACAACAAGAAGAGGUCGAAGACAAAGUGACCACCACAGACUCCACGCUAUCGCUGCCAGUUAACCAGGAUGAGAUCACGGAAGCCCCGGAAGAUGUUAGCACAGGUCCCAUCCAAAGACCUAGAAGAGGCCGAAAACCGUCAGCAAACCCAACCAAGAGGAAAAGAAACAAAGCCUCAUCAGAGCAGAGCCCUGGCAUGCCAGUGAAGGCUCACAAAAAGCCGGGGCCUAAACCGGGGAUGAAAGAUGCCAUUGAGGUCAUUGAAGCAGUUGUACGGGCUGCUGGGUGUGAACAGGCCGAAAAAGAGGAGAAUGAAAAAGAAGAAAGGGAAAGAAGAGAAAGAGAGAAUCCAGAAACAGAAGAAACAUGUAUUGUGGGUCCUGUAGUGACAGUAACAGAAAAACAGGCCGAGGUCAUUUCUGUGAAAAGAAUCAGACGUAAACCGGUCCAUCAAAAUCCCAAACUGUCUUUCUGUCCCUAUGUAAGGAUUAACAACUCCAGAGACUUUUCCUCUUGGUGUGCCAUCGUCAAUAAGCCUGAGGAUGCAGUGAUUUUUCAGAGACGCAGAAAAAAGGGGAUACUUAGAAUGAGAAACCCUUUCACAGUUGCAAAGGUUGUGCCUCACACUCCGGCCAUGCUACAGGGACCCAUGGUCAAUAAAAAUAUAAUUGGUCGGUGUCUUACAUGUUGCCUGUGUGGAAAGCCAGCAAAUUACAAAGACCUUGGUGAUUUGUGUGGUCCCUAUUACACAGAAGACAGCGUUCCACAGAAACAUUUGACCAUCACACACACAAAAUCCUUCAGGGAAGAGUCAGACAAGAGCAAUGACAACAAUGGCAGCUCCACUGAAGAGCCAGGCACCUCCUCAAAGCAGGGAGGUGAAGUGAGUACAGAAAAGGAGGGAAAUACUGAAGCAUCUUCUCAAGGGCCCAGUGGCAGCAAACAUCAUCACUGGCACUACCGACGGGCCGACAGACCAGAGAGACCGCACCGGGAAGGUGUUCCACGAAGAUUAACGCUCAGAGAGAGGUUCAGGAGGAUGAAGCAGCUCCAGACCACCAACACGGGGGCCUCGCAGGACCAAGAGAGCAAUGACAAUGUGUUCCACAGGCUACAAACAGAGGCAGAGGCUAAGGAGCACUGGGCUCAUGAAAACUGUGCAAUCUGGACCAAGGGGGUAAUUAUGGUGGCCGGGAGGCUGUACGGACUGAAGGAGGCUGCCAGCAACUCAGCCCAAACGACCUGCUACAAGUGCCAGAUUGAGGGGGCGUCUCUCAGCUGCUGUUGGAGAGGCUGCUCUCAUAAAUACCACUAUGUCUGCGCCAAAGAGAUAGGCUGCACAUUCCACGAGGACGAUUUCUCAAUCAAAUGUCCGAAACACGAGGACCUGUAAGAUAUUCCAGCGUUCCAACUUCAUCACCAAAACCACCAUCCCUCCACCGACCCAGCAAGGCAAAAUGCUGUCCUAGUAUUCCCCUAAAAAUCACGGGGCUGACUGAUGAUGGACAGGCACGCUGGCCAGAGGCUGCACAGAGGUGGAGCUGGGAACGACCCAAACCCUGGAGAGCUGCUCUGCAGAGUACAUCUGCUCCCUGAAGCCGGGCCAGAGAUGAAUUUUCUCUGCGGAGUCCCUGACUGCGAGGCAGAAGACGGUGACGCUGUGUAACAAGAGGACAUGCUUUGUCUGGAGCCAAGUGCAUAUUGGGACUGUUUAAAAUGCAGAGCGAGGAGCGUGUGUGUGUGUGUUUUGCCUUCAGAUGGGUUGCUAUCAUCCUCGGACAGCUGGCAGACACUGAUUGGACAGAAACAUCCCUCUGGCCACCUUGUCUGUAGGCCAACAGGUGCAUAUGCGCAUGCUUGAGAGUGUGUGUAUGUGUGUGUGUGUGUGUGUGUGUGUGUGUGUGUGUGUGUGACAGCCGUAGCAUUUUCAUUCCACAAACACGUUGUCAUUGUGUGUUUGUGUGCACAUGUCUGAGUGUGAAAAAGCGCAUCUCUAAUUCAAAAUCUCAUGCAUCAGAGAAAAAAAAAGAAGAAGAAAAAAAAGCAGCAGUCAACCACUGGAUGUACUUUCUCAAUUUGUGGGUUUGUGUUGAAAACAAGAGAUGUUAUGACACAAAUAAGGAAACUGUACAUGAUGAUGUGCUUUACAGGUUCUAAAUAUUCCAGUAUCCAAGAGUUUAAAUAAACCGACGCAGUAUUUUAAUAUAAUGCUCUUUGGAGAUGUAUUUUAAUGUGCAUUACGACUAAAUGACAUCAUUGCGUCACGCUUGGUAUACGUCAGGCUCUGUGUUAAAUAUAUAUAUAUGUAUGUAUAUACAUACAUGCAUGUGUGUGUGUGUGUAUAUAUAUGUAUACACACACACAUAUAUAUAUAUAUAUAUAUAUAUAUAUAUGAAAAAGGACAAAAAUAUGAAUUCUGUUCAAGAAUUUAAUUCAACUGUCUGCACAUUCAUAUAUGUACAGUAGACGCCACCAUUGUCACAGAUGAGGGCUCCGAGGAUCCAGCAGGGGGGGUCAGGGCAUUUUACUUCAUCAACUAUGUACAGCCCAUGAGUAUAAACCUCUAAACAUUUCAAAAAUGUACGAUUAUGUCACAUACCACAGCACGACGAUGUGCAUUCAAACCAGAAUCCAUGACACACCUGUCUGUCUGUGUAUCUCAAAUGUAGCCUCUUUCCACUCUGCCACGCUAUGUAACAAUACUGUGCAGAGUGCCAGUCGCAGUUCUGAUCUUAUCAAAAAGGAGACAUAUUUAAGUAUUAAAACAGAAAAAGAAAGUGCAAAUACUGCACACCAAACGUUCUCUUUUAUGAGGCUCAUUAUUUAAUGGUGUACAUAAGUAUUUGAUGCUGUUUAAAUGUAAGAUGUGAUGUACUAAUAUAAUUGUGUAUAGUAUUUCCUAGAGAUGUUUAUUUUCUAUAAAAUGGAAUAUGUUAUUGCUUAUAAAAUGUUAUUAAAAGAAUCCAUUGAUGAAAAAAAAAACUUUUUGGGAAUGUCACUUGUCUUAAGUGGGAGCAUGCCAUUUUAUUGAUUUUCAUGUCUAUUUGUUUGGAUUUGAUGACACAGCAUCACUUUGUUUGAAAUGUUUUUUGUAACGCCAAUGUGAAAUAUACCAGCACCUUUCAAUGCUGCUAUGACCAACGCCUGCUCUUUUUGUCUUCACUGAACACACACUGACACGAGGAC